Molecule: messenger RNA, 1713 nt
Organism: Sphenostylis stenocarpa
Lineage: Eukaryota; Viridiplantae; Streptophyta; Magnoliopsida; Fabales; Fabaceae
Source: the annotation of a GenBank genome assembly
AUGGUAGUAUCCAAGUGUCUAAGUUUAACACUCCAUGUUCCUCCUCACCCCACUAAUCCUUUUCUCAACCCAGUGGCACCCUCCAAAACUCCAAGGUUGUCUUACUCUUCCACCCAUCAUUUUUUGCCUUCAAAACUGAAAAAAAACUUCACUUCACCAUACAACGAUUCCUUAGCAAAAUUCCUCCCAAUGAAAUGUUCCAACUCUUCAAACUUCAUUUCACUACCUGAUUUGGAGUUUGAAUCUGAUCCCACUCUCACCAAUGAAGACCUCAAGCCAACAGCACAAAGUCAAAGGACAUUUUCAGGCUUUGAAAUAGCCAGUUUAUGGGUUGGACUAGUUGUUGGUGUUCCCUCUUACUACCUUGCUGGUAGCCUUGUUGACCUUGGCAUGGCUUGGUGGCAGGGCAUAGCAACUGUGGUGGCAGCCAACAUGGUCCUCUUGGUUCCUUUGGUCCUCACUGGCCAUGCAGGGACACGUUAUGGUAUAUCAUUCCCAGUUCUUGCUAGAUCCUCUUUUGGCAUCCAUGGUGCUCAUAUUCCUACCCUUCUAAGGGCCCUUAUUGGUUGUGGUUGGUAUGGAAUUGAGUCUUGGAUUGGUGGAGAGGCAAUUUUCCUUCUCUUGCCGAAGUCAAUGAAGGAAGCUUCAUUGUCCCAGCCUCUGCCUUGGCUUGGUACUUCCCCCCUUGAGUUUGCUUGUUUCUUGGUCUUUUGGGUGGUUCAAUUGGCCUUUGUGUGGAGAGGAAUUGAUGGCAUUAGAAAGCUUGAGAAGUACUCAGCUCCCAUAUUGGUUGCUCUUACUUCUUGCCUUCUUAUUUGGUCUUGUGUCAAAGCAGGUGGCAUUAGUCACAUGCUCUCUUUGUCUUCCAGGCUCUCUACAUCAGAAUUUUGGUCUGUUUUCUUCCCUUCUCUCACUGCCAAUAUAAGCUUUUGGGCCACUGUGGCUAUUAACAUCCCUGAUUUUACUAGAUAUGCCAAGAGCCAGAAGGAUCAAGUUAUUGGUCAAAUUGGGCUUCCCAUCUUUAUGGGGGCCUUCACAUUUGUUGGUCUAGCAGUCACCUCAUCCACAAAAGUGAUAUUUGGUCAAGUUAUUUCUGAUCCAAUUCAACUUCUUGGUCAAAUUGGUGGCCUUACUACAAGGAUCAUUGCAAUCCUUGGUAUAAGCCUAGCCAUUAUCACCACCAACAUUGCUGCCAAUGUUGUCGCACCAGCAAAUGCUCUAGUUAAUCUCAGCCCCAAAUGGUUCACCUUUAGAAGAGGAGCUCUUCUGACUGCACUCCUUGGGAUUGCUUUUCAACCUUGGAGGCUUCUUCAAUCAAGUGAGAGCUUUGUUUAUACUUGGCUUGUUGGAUAUUCUGCUUUGAUGGGUCCUAUUGCAGGGAUUGUUCUAGCUGAUUACUAUAUUAUACAAAAAACAAACUUGAAUAUGAGUGACUUGUACUCAAAGAGUCCUUAUGGAGCAUACAGGUAUUCAGGGGGGUUUAAUGUAGCGGCUAUUCUAGCACUAGUUAUUGGAGUUUUACCUGUGGUUCCUGGCUUCUUGCAGAAAGUUGGAUUUGCAACUUCAGUUCCUAACACUUUUGUUGUGAUCUACAACAAUGCCUGGUUUAUAAGCUUCUUUUCUGCUGGAUUCUUGUAUUUGGUUCUAUCAAAUUUGAGAGGGAAACCUGGGAACUCUGCUGCUAGAGAACCCCUUUUGCCUACUGCAAAGUAA